Messenger RNA from Mytilinidion resinicola, 681 nucleotides. RefSeq lists its product as uncharacterized. NCBI's taxonomy places the organism in Eukaryota, Fungi, Ascomycota, Dothideomycetes, Mytilinidiales, Mytilinidiaceae. The transcript has 2 exons. The coding region runs from base 1 to 681 and encodes 226 amino acids. The record is from RefSeq and is a predicted model, not a curated record.
AUGCAAAACCUUAUAAUAACGCACAGCGAUAUCCGGACGUUUGUAAAGCACUAUCUCUCGCAACGCAUUACGGUAGACACACAAGCUGUUGAAAGACAGUUCCAGCGACGGGCCCUUCGUGAGGAGAUCAAGAAACGCUGGGAAUACGAGCAACCCUUGCGUGAUGUUGAGCAGCAGAUUGCCGGCAUCGAAAUUAAGGACGUCGUACAGCCUCAGUUUGCUAUGCUCCCGGCACAGAAAAAGCUGGCUGACGCUAUCAUGGCCCCGCCGGGAGUCACUCUGGAAGCAGAGAUACGCCGGCGCAAUAGAGCCAUCCAAGCCGUCACGGAAUAUUGUGGGGUUGAAGAGGGCGGAAUGCACGCUGUUCGACUCCAACGAUCGAGCGGUUGCAUCACGCCACCAGGCAAGAGCAAAUAUGUGGACCUAUCUGCACAAGCGCUGGAAGCAGCCAAGGUGUCUGUGUAUAAAGAGACGAGGCCGAGGAUAUGUUUCGUUUGCCUGGGUAAAGAAAAUCUGCCAACAGAUGUGCGCAUACACUUAUUUUAUACCUCGGGCGACCUCAGCAAACAUUUCAAGAACAAGCACCUAGGAAUUAUGAGAUGCGAUCUUUGCCAGGUCAACCUGGACGACAAGAUGCACUGGCAACGACAUGCUCAUGAGGUCCACGGUACUGUCUCGUAG